Encephalitozoon intestinalis ATCC 50506 is the source of this 1200-nucleotide messenger RNA. RefSeq names its product pescadillo N-terminus domain-containing protein. The transcript has a single exon. The record is from RefSeq and is a predicted model, not a curated record. Gene Ontology annotation, biological process: ribosome biogenesis; maturation of LSU-rRNA from tricistronic rRNA transcript (SSU-rRNA, 5.8S rRNA, LSU-rRNA). Lineage: Eukaryota; Fungi; Microsporidia; Unikaryonidae. The coding region runs from base 1 to 1200 and encodes 399 amino acids. Gene Ontology annotation, cellular component: PeBoW complex; nucleolus. Gene Ontology annotation, molecular function: RNA binding.
AUGGGAAGCAAUUACAUAAAGCCACAAAAGAAAUACAUUUCAAAAGAAUUGGUCAUGAAGAAUCUAGAUCUACAGGAAAAGGAGUUUGAUAAGCUGGUUGCAUUGUGCCAAGUUCAUCCCUACAUCCCGAAGAACAAUAGGAAAGUUGAUCAGGGAGAUGGAUUCUACUACAGGAUAUCAGAUGCUAAUAAACUUGUCCACUCCGACGUCUAUAAGAUACUGAUCAAGAAUAGAAAGCUUGAGGACAGAAAGAAAAAGUAUCUUGGAACUGGACUGGAAUACAAAAUCGAAAAUAUCCGUCACGAGGAGUACGGCUAUGUAGAUUUGAUUAGAAGCAGAUGUAAAGGAUUGGGAGAAGCAGUUGAUGAACUAAAUCAUACGCUUGGUAAUUUGUAUUUAGCGAGGAUGCUGGGUCUUGACGAUCGGAUAUCAGAAACUCUUGGAAUGUUUGAGAAUUUCAUUGCAAGAAAGUCUCUUCUUGAGUGCUCCUAUAUGUCCAAGGCAGGGGUUUAUAACCAGACAACUCUAGGAAAGAUAAGAGUGGUUUGGUUUGUUCCGUACCCAGGUGCCGAGUUGAAGGACAUAGUGGAGGAGAAGAAAGAUUUGCCCCGUAAAUUUGAGUGGAGCGAACCCAAUUUCCUAGAUUUUGUAUCGUCUUCUGAGGAAGAAGAUUCAGAGUCUGAAGAGAUGGAAAUUAUUUACAACGAUCCUGGAAAGAUAGACAUUUCUCUUUUGUCUCAUUCGGUCCCUCUUCUUAUGGUGCACUGUAAGUUGGUUCUUUUCAAACUAGAGAAGGUGUAUGAGUCCCAUAACAACAGAAAGGGAAUAUUCCAAGACGUAAAAUUCUAUAUAGGAAGCAAAACCAUUGAAGGGAGUUUAAGACUCAUUGCUUUAAGUUGUGGAGGAGAUGUGGUGGAAAGCCCGUGCAAGGCAGACAUCCACAUCUCUGAAGGAGUGGAUGAAGUUAUGGAGAAUACAAUAUAUGUGCAGCCCCAGUAUCUGUUUGAUUGUCUGAACCAGAGAAGAAGACUUUCUGCUGAGGACUAUUGUGUAGGAAAAGAGUUACCUAAACAUGUUUCUCCUUUUGCCUCUAUAGACAGCAUUAUCACAAAGGAAAAUCUUAUGACAAUGUCAAAAACCCGAAGACACAAGAUAGAAGAUCUGAUCAAUAGGUUUGAAGAUGUUAAAUACGAGCAUUAA